Molecule: messenger RNA, 1359 nt
Organism: Paramecium tetraurelia
Lineage: Eukaryota; Ciliophora; Oligohymenophorea; Peniculida; Parameciidae
Exons: 2
Source: RefSeq, a predicted model, not a curated record
AUGGGAAAUUAUUGCCAUAAAGAAGAGACUCCUUAAUCUGAUUUACCAACUCUUAGAAAGUCUAUUAAGGGGAAAAAUGUUUUUCAGAUUUUAAUUUAAACGAAUACAUAAUUUAUAGAGUAAUGCCAGGACUUGUACUUUAAAUAAUUUCAUAAGAAUAUAGUUGAAAAAGACAUACAGACAUUUUCGAAAUUUAUGAAUUAAAAAAUGUUGGAUUCAUCUAUUAAAGGAAAAUACCCAACUGAAGAAGAAAAAUAAGUUAUAUCGAACAAAAUCUCUAGGGACAUUGCACAAAAAGAAAAACAUAUUUAUAAUUAACUAAUCUUUCAUUAUAGUUAAUUUCUCAAUGAACUCUUUGAAAUGGGUCAAAAUUAAUAAUCAAAACCUAUUUCGGCUUAUAAGGCAGGAGAUAUUAGAAUAAAUGCUCAAUUAAAUAAAAAUAUCUCAAUCAAACGCACUUUGUCAGACAAUCAUAGGUUUCAAGGGAAAUAAUUGCCAGAUCAAAACACAUCUCAAAGCAAAAAUAUCGAUUAAAAUAUAAUUAGAUAGUUUUAGGAAAAUAAAUAAUUAGCCACUACAUUUUUAGAUCAAUUAAGCUGUUUUUUCAAAUUACUAUAUCUAAUUAUUGAAUAUGUCUAUUCUAAUUACAUAGUAUCAAUAUUUGGCUCUUCUAUUGAUUCAUUUACAGAUCGCUAUAUAUUGAUAUCAAAAGUCUAUUAAAAAAAUAUCAUCAAGGCAAAUCCAUUUAUUUAAAAAUUGAUUACUGCUGCUAUUCAAAUCAAAUAUGAAACCCAAUAAUCUUUAAUUAAAUCUGAACAUAUGUCUCCAGCUAUUUUGCAGUCCAAAUUCAUUCCUGAAAAUGUAGAUAGCAUACUAAGUGGUGGUGAACUUGAUGUUGAAUUGUUAGACUCGAUUGAAUAAAACUUAAAGUAUUAAUAAUCAGAUUAGAAACACUAGAACUUCCAUUACUAUUAGACAUUUUCAACGAUUGAUCGGAUAGUCAAUUGUAAAAUGCCUUGGUUGAAGUUCAUCUUAAUCGGAAAGUUGGAUCUACAAAUUGUGGAAAUCUUCUUGUAAGCUCGCUCUUAAAGCUAAAUAGCUCACUUUGUAAAUUUAAUUAAACCUGAGGAUUCAAAGGUUGAGGUCUUACUCUAUAUCCUAUAAAGAUAUAUGGCAGCAACCAAAAAUUUGAAUUUAUCUUAAUGCUAUUACGAAUUAAGAUGGAUGCAAGAGUAUGAUAAUGUCCUACACUAAAAAGUCAAAACCAUUACUUGCCCAUAUUUCAGUAGAUUUUUAUCGUUAUAUGAAAUGGCGCUUAAAAACUACUAAAGAAAAUAAACCCAACUUCUUUAUAAUUGA